Synchytrium microbalum is the source of this 501-nucleotide messenger RNA. RefSeq lists its product as uncharacterized. The transcript is spliced from 2 exons. Gene Ontology annotation, cellular component: cytosol; nascent polypeptide-associated complex. Lineage: Eukaryota; Fungi; Chytridiomycota; Chytridiomycetes; Synchytriales; Synchytriaceae. Bases 1 to 501 code for a protein of 166 amino acids. The record is from RefSeq and is a predicted model, not a curated record.
AUGAAUCCCGAAAAGCUCGCCAAACUGCAAGCCCAAGCCGCAUCAGUGCGCAUAGGAGGCAAAGGAACCCCCAGACGCAAAGUCAAAAAGGUGCACAAGACCAGUGGUACCGAUGACAAGAAGCUGCAGUCGGCGUUAAAGAAAUUGAAUGUCCAACCAAUCAGUCAAAUUGAAGAAGUCAACAUGUUCAAGACCGAUGGUACCGUGUUGCAUUUUACUGUUCCAAAAGUCCACGCAGCAGUCCAAUCAAACACAUUCGUAAUCUACGGUGUCGGCGAAAACAAGGAAUUGACAGAAUUGGUUCCAGGAAUUCUAAACCAAUUGGGUCCAGACUCUUUGACCUCAUUGCGUAAACUCGCUGAAACAUAUCAAUCAAAGAAUGCCGCUGCUGGUGGUAUGGCUGGAAUCGGAGGUGCUGGAAAGGAUGAUGAUGACAAUGUGCCUGAAUUGGUUGAUGGGAACUUUGAGGAGGUUGCUGAUGAGAUUGCUGAUGUCAACUAA